CGGCCUGGACAAGGUCGCCGCGUGUACGUGGGGAACUUGUCGUGGGACUGCCAGUGGCAGGACCUGAAGGAUCACAUGCGAGCAGCAGGCGAAGUGCGCUAUGCGGACAUCAUGUACGGACCAGAUGGAAGAUCCAAGGGAUGCGCUUUGGUUGAGUAUAAUACGGUGGAAGAAGCGCAGAAGGCUAUCACAGAGCUGCAUGAUUCUGACCUUAUGGGCCGCUUGAUUUUCGUGCGCGAGGAUCGAGAGAACGUUUGA
Messenger RNA from Guillardia theta CCMP2712, 258 nucleotides. RefSeq lists its product as hypothetical. Gene Ontology annotation, cellular component: cytoplasm; nucleus. NCBI's taxonomy places the organism in Eukaryota, Cryptophyceae, Pyrenomonadales, Geminigeraceae. The transcript has 4 exons. Gene Ontology annotation, molecular function: mRNA binding. The annotation marks the transcript as partial. The record is from RefSeq and is a predicted model, not a curated record.